AUGGACCACACGACUAGACCCUCUUAUCACGCUUAUUGGAGCUGGGAGGGCAAAUUCGAAAGACUCGUAUUGAACAAUCGACAAACCACUGGUGAUCAGUCGUCAGCCAACCAGUUUCCAACUUCACGUCCCCUUUCUCCGAAGGCGUUCAGCGUCUACGCCCAAGUAAACUCGGAUAUCGACGUAGACGCUAACCCAACUCAGGUACCAUUUAACACCCUCACUCUCCCAUCAACCGCGACCUUCCCUGACGCUGCACCUCAUUCCCCCUUCCCUGCCUUUCCCCAAGCGGAACCUUUUGGUGACCUGUCGACCGAGUUCGACGUAGAUGAACACUCUUUAAGCGGCUCAUUUGACAUCUCUCUCGUCAGCGAUACUUCUGAGGACACCGACCCAGACACAUCCCUUGCACUAGAUUCCUCUUUCUUCUCUAGCACCCCAAUCACCCCUGCCCGAGUAUGUAUCAGCGCUUCCUCGCCCACCCCUCUCGGCUUGGGUAUCUCAGGGCUCUCAAAAAAAGACGGCAGCGCCUUCACGGGCUUAGGCGUCGUUUCUUCUCGGUUCUCUCCUUGGCGACCGUCCGAUCAAGAAGAGACAAGAUCUGCUGGAGGCCCUCUGACCGCUUUCCAAGUCCCCCAUGAGGAGACAUACUCUCCGCGUUGCGAUCUCACUGACCCCAUCCCAAGCUCAGACUCGGACAGCCUCUCAAACACGUUUCUCCAAGAAACUCUGCUCACUUUCACGGAUGACCCAUUCCACGGAUAUACUCUAGCCUCUAUACCAGAGUGUGACUCGUACUUUGAGAUCAACGACCUCCCACCUUCUCGACCUUCCGUAUCCCUCUGGGGAACGCCUACUGUGACUCCAAGCCCAAGCUCUGGUUCUGGGGACCGUUCGUCGACAGGGACAUUAGAGAGGGCUCGACGUAAAUCUGCGGUAGGGCUCUCGAGGAACUGGUCCGCCCCUACUAUCUCUAGUGAGCUUAAGCGGUCUGGUUCUGCACCCGCAUCUUCCGUGUCGUUCUCCCCUUCUAGUUCGAUGAUAUUGCGCUCCCCCUCCAAUAUGAAGCUCCCGCGCGCUGCUAGCACGAAGCGUCAGCACUCCCCUUCUGGUCAGAAUCGCCCGCGAUCCCCAAGUACGAAGGUAUUGCGCUCCCCCACUAAUAUGAAACCCCUGCGCUCUCCCACCCAUACUCUGCGCUCUCCUGGAACGAAACCCCUGCGCUCGCCCCUCCUGCGAUCCCCGAGCACAUCCUCCUCACGAUCCACUAACAACGGGCUCAUGCGCCACUCCUCCUGCCCUACACCUACUACUCGUCUCACCUCCAAGUCCCCUACGCGCCCCGGUUCGACGGCGACGCGUUCUCCUGCGUCCAGUCGUGUUUGGCGUUUUUGA
Molecule: messenger RNA, 1395 nt
Organism: Laccaria bicolor S238N-H82
Lineage: Eukaryota; Fungi; Basidiomycota; Agaricomycetes; Agaricales; Hydnangiaceae
Exons: 2
Coding region: 1-1395 (464 amino acids)
Source: RefSeq, a predicted model, not a curated record